Molecule: messenger RNA, 699 nt
Organism: Microtus oregoni (creeping vole)
Lineage: Eukaryota; Metazoa; Chordata; Mammalia; Rodentia; Cricetidae
Product: prolactin-5A1-like
Exons: 5
Coding region: 1-699 (232 amino acids)
Biological process (GO): positive regulation of receptor signaling pathway via JAK-STAT; positive regulation of lactation; female pregnancy
Cellular component (GO): extracellular region
Molecular function (GO): prolactin receptor binding; hormone activity
Source: RefSeq, a predicted model, not a curated record
AUGUGGCUGUCUUUGUCUCAAUCCCACUCCUGGGCCCUCCUGCUGCCGCUCAUAUCGAGCAUGCUUCUGUGGGAGAAUGCGGCGUGUGUGCCCAUCUGUGAAGCGGUAAAUGGGCGAUGCCAGUUGACGCUCGAGUACUUGUUUAAUCAAGCUCGUGGCCUAUCUAAGAGCACCAAGCGCCUCACUUCGAAAAUACUCAAUGAGUUCGACAAAGAGUAUGCUAAAGGUCCAGGCAUCAAGGACAAAAUUCCCCUGCUAUGCUACAACUAUUCCCUCCCUGUUCCAGAUAACAGCACAGAAGACCAAGAUAUUCAGCCUGAGGUCCUUCUGAAAGAGACCAUAGGUAUGUUGACUGUCUGGAACAACACCCUGAGGCAUGUAAUAACAGAUAUUGCUGAUCUGGAGUCAAUCCCCGGUGUUGGUGCUUUCAUUUCUAAAAUCAGAGAGACAGUUUCAAAAUUAACAAGACUCUCAGGACUACUAUGGGAAGUCAAGUCAUUACUCAACCUGAUUCGUCUUGAAUUUGAGGAAGAUGCAGACGAUCUUGCCACAGAUGGACUGCCAUCUUUACAUCUGUUAGGCAAUUCUUCUCCUCUGUUUUUCUACCAUGUCCUCCUUGGCUGCCUGAAUUAUAAUGCAGAAAGGAUCGCCAUUCAUGUCAAUAUCUUGAGAUGUCAAAUUGUCCCCAGAAAAUGCUAA